AUGGCGUUGACAUUCACAGUUCCCAAUGACUACGGUAACGUCGCUGCCGUCGCCCUAGGUGCAAUUCCCUUCCUUGCUUUUGCUCACGGCGUUAUCACGACGGGCUGCCGUAAGCGUGCCGGAGUACAGUACCCUCAUGCCUACGCCACCCCGGAGCAGUGCGCUAAAAAUCCUGAUGCUCACAAGUUUAACUGCGCCCAACGCGCUCAUGCAAACUAUCUCGAAAACAUGCCCCAGACCAUGAUAUCCAUUCUCGUUGCCGGUCUUACCCACCCACGCCUGGCUACGGUUCUAGGUUCCACAUGGGUAGCUCUGCGAGCACUAUAUCUUGCCGGCUAUGUCUACUCUGGACAAAAGAAGGGUAACGGGCGACUUUUGGGUGCUCCAUUCUGGCUUGUGCAGGGUGCACUCUGGGGUCUCAGUGUCUUUGGCAUGGGUUUUCCAGGAUACGAUUUUUACAAUUAG
Ophidiomyces ophidiicola is the source of this 465-nucleotide messenger RNA. RefSeq lists its product as uncharacterized. Gene Ontology annotation, molecular function: glutathione peroxidase activity; glutathione transferase activity. The transcript has 3 exons. The coding region runs from base 1 to 465 and encodes 154 amino acids. The record is from RefSeq and is a predicted model, not a curated record. NCBI's taxonomy places the organism in Eukaryota, Fungi, Ascomycota, Eurotiomycetes, Onygenales, Onygenaceae. Gene Ontology annotation, cellular component: endoplasmic reticulum; membrane; nuclear envelope.